Oikopleura dioica is the source of this 873-nucleotide messenger RNA. The record is from the annotation of a GenBank genome assembly. Lineage: Eukaryota; Metazoa; Chordata; Appendicularia; Copelata; Oikopleuridae.
AUGGAAACGAUCAGUUUGGACUUGCUACGCAAAGAAAAUCUAGUGGAAAAUAUAAAGGAAGAAGCGCAAGAUAAGAACAACAACUCCGAAGAUAUUAUUCAUCAUUGUCAAUACCGCGGCGAAGUGAAUGGAAGAAUCAUCUUUACAAACUAUCGACUCAUUUUCGCUGCAAAAGGAAAUUCUUGGUUCAUCGUCUCAGUGCCGUACAACACGAUAAACAAAGUCUCAAAAAGCCCCCACCGAACUACCAACACAAAGAACCUCCUCAACGGCUCAGAACAAAGCCCACUCGUUGUGGAAAUCGAAUGCAAAGACUUCAGAUCACUGAAAUUCGACUUCAAACACGACAACGGGGACAAGAGCAAAUUUCACAACAAUGUUUCACAACGGGCUUUUGGCAAAGACUAUUCCGUGAAGACUUUUUCGCCAAAAAGUAUUGAGCGAUUAUUUUGCUUCGUGAAGAAAUCCGAAACGAGUGAAAAUUGGUUCAUCUACGAUGUUCACAAAGAGUUCGAGAGGCAGACAAAGAAUUUACAGAGUAAGGGAGAGUGGAUUAUUACCGAGGAGAACAAUAAUUUCGGCCUUUGCGAUACCUAUCCCAAGUACCUCGUUGUUCCAAAAAUGGAGAAAGAAAAAGUCACUUUACAAAAAGUCGCCUCCUACCGAAGCCGAAAUCGUCUACCGGUCGCCACUUGGAUUCACCCAACGAAUGGAGCCGUGAUUACGCGCUGCAGUCAACCCCUUGUUGGUGUCACUGAAAGAAGAUGUGGGGAAGACUAUCUGUAUUUGAAGAAAAUUCGAGAUUUGAGAACACCGGAGGCGAAUAAAUUGCUGAUCUAUGACUGCAGACCGAAGGUUAAUGCACAAGGUUAG